AUGGAGGGGUCAGAUGAGGAGGAGGAGGAGGACAACGAAGAGUUCCUGCAGCGGCUGAUGGCCCAGGCCGGGCAGGAGCUGCCGCAGCAGGAGCUGGAGGAGCACUUCGAGGUGCUGCAGGAGCUUGGCAGUGGCACCUACGGGCACGUGGUGCUGACCCAGCCCCGCCACGGGGGCUCCGCAGUGGUGCUGAAGCUGCUGCUGAAGGAGAGGACCUCGCGGAGUGGGUUCCUGCGCGAGUACUGCGUGGGGAGGUGCCUGGCCGGGCACGGAGCCUGCCUGCCCGCCCUGCCCAUCGCCUUCGAGACCAGCACCCACUUCGCCUUCGCCCAGGAGCUGGCACCCGCGGGGGACCUCUGUGCCCUGCUGGACCCAGGGGAGGGGCUGGCAGAGGAGCUGGUGAAGCGCUGUGCCACGCAGCUGGCAGCGGCUCUGGACUUCAUGCACGGGCACGGCCUGGUGCACCGCGACGUCAAGCUGGACAACGUCCUGCUCUUCGACCCCCAGUGCCAGCUGGUGAAGCUGGCAGACUUUGGGCUGACCCGGGUGCAGGGCUCGGCCGUGGGGGCCAUGUCUGGCACCCUGCCCUAUGCCCCCCCGGAGCUGUGCCAGCUGCAGGGCUCCGAGACUCUGGAGCUGGACUCCAGCCUGGACGUUUGGGCCUUCGCUGUCCUCCUCUUCUGCCUCUGCACAGGCUGCUUCCCCUGGGCGGUGGCUGCCAGCUCUGACCCCCAGUUUGAGGCCUUCAGUGCCUGGCAGGAGGGUGGGGAGGGGCAGGAGGUGCCAGCAGCCUGGCAGAGCUUCAGCUCCGGGGCGCAGGAGAUGCUGCGGCGCCUGCUGAAGCUGGACCCCGACCGGCGCAGCCCUGUCAUAGAGGUGCACAAGUACCUGGCCCUGCCCUGGGUGGCAGCUCCCAGGGCCACACAGAUGCCACCAAGCGGUUCCCAGAACCCCCUUACAGGUGGCACAGGAGGGCAGGGCACUGCUGGUGGGGCAGAUGUGGUUCCCAUGCCCCCUGCUAGUGCCCUGGCACCAUGCUGGUAG
Messenger RNA from Pogoniulus pusillus (Red-fronted tinkerbird), 1044 nucleotides. RefSeq lists its product as uncharacterized. Gene Ontology annotation, biological process: peptidyl-serine phosphorylation; peptidyl-threonine phosphorylation. The record is from RefSeq and is a predicted model, not a curated record. Gene Ontology annotation, molecular function: ATP binding; protein serine/threonine kinase activity. Bases 1 to 1044 code for a protein of 347 amino acids. Lineage: Eukaryota; Metazoa; Chordata; Aves; Piciformes; Lybiidae. The transcript is spliced from 3 exons.